This is a messenger RNA of Ceratosolen solmsi marchali, 1519 nucleotides long. RefSeq names its product tubulin alpha-1 chain. Gene Ontology annotation, biological process: microtubule-based process. NCBI's taxonomy places the organism in Eukaryota, Metazoa, Arthropoda, Insecta, Hymenoptera, Agaonidae. The record is from RefSeq and is a predicted model, not a curated record. Bases 132 to 1484 code for a protein of 450 amino acids. The transcript is spliced from 4 exons. Gene Ontology annotation, molecular function: GTP binding; structural constituent of cytoskeleton. Gene Ontology annotation, cellular component: microtubule.
GUCCUGCCGCGUCACAGUCGAUUUGUUGCCGUUUGAGGAAGUUGCAUUACCCGCUUCCACCGACAACCGACUUUCGCUGCUCGCUUCGUCGUUUUAUUUUCUCAAAUCCACGAAAAAGCAACUGUAUCAAAAUGCGUGAAUGCAUCUCAAUUCAUGUUGGACAAGCUGGAGUCCAGAUUGGUAAUGCAUGUUGGGAACUGUACUGUUUGGAACAUGGCAUCCAACCCGAUGGUCAGAUGCCAUCAGACAAAACUAUUGGAGGCGGAGACGAUAGCUUUAAUACCUUUUUUAGUGAAACCGGAGCAGGGAAACAUGUUCCUCGUGCAGUUUUUAUUGAUUUGGAGCCGACGGUAGUUGAUGAAGUACGUACUGGAACGUAUCGCCAGCUUUUCCACCCAGAACAAUUGAUCACGGGCAAGGAAGACGCAGCAAACAAUUAUGCCCGUGGACAUUACACGAUUGGAAAAGAAAUUGUUGACUUAGUACUUGACAGGAUUCGCAAGCUAGCAGAUCAAUGCACAGGACUUCAAGGUUUCUUAAUAUUCCACUCCUUUGGAGGUGGUACCGGAUCUGGCUUCACUUCCCUCCUCAUGGAAAGACUGUCCGUCGACUAUGGCAAAAAGUCGAAGCUUGAAUUUGCAAUUUAUCCGGCACCACAAGUUUCUACCGCUGUCGUCGAGCCAUACAAUUCCAUUCUUACCACACACACGACUUUAGAACAUUCCGAUUGCGCUUUCAUGGUUGAUAAUGAAGCUAUUUAUGACAUUUGUCGUCGUAAUUUGGAUAUUGAGCGUCCAACUUACACGAAUCUGAAUCGCUUGAUUGGACAAAUUGUGUCAUCCAUAACAGCGUCGCUUCGUUUUGACGGAGCCUUGAACGUGGAUCUUACAGAAUUCCAAACUAACUUGGUACCCUAUCCGCGAAUUCACUUCCCCCUCGUAACAUACGCGCCGGUCAUUUCAGCCGAGAAAGCAUACCACGAGCAACUAUCCGUUGCCGAAAUUACCAAUGCUUGCUUCGAGCCAGCCAACCAGAUGGUCAAGUGCGAUCCACGACGUGGCAAGUAUAUGGCUUGCUGCAUGCUUUAUAGAGGAGACGUUGUUCCCAAAGAUGUUAAUGCAGCUAUUGCUACCAUUAAAACCAAGAGAACCAUUCAGUUUGUGGAUUGGUGUCCUACUGGCUUCAAGGUAGGCAUUAAUUACCAGCCACCAACUGUUGUCCCUGGUGGGGAUCUUGCUAAAGUACAACGUGCAGUCUGCAUGUUAUCAAAUACUACCGCGAUUGCCGAAGCAUGGGCAAGACUCGACCACAAAUUCGACUUAAUGUAUGCCAAGCGAGCCUUUGUUCAUUGGUACGUUGGUGAAGGUAUGGAGGAGGGUGAAUUCUCAGAGGCUCGUGAAGACUUAGCAGCUUUAGAGAAGGAUUACGAAGAAGUAGGCAUGGACUCCACCGAGGGAGAGGGAGAAGGUGCCGAAGAGUAUUAAAGAAAUUAUGAAAUGAUAAACAACAAAAAAUUAUU